Molecule: messenger RNA, 1218 nt
Organism: Aplysia californica (California sea hare)
Lineage: Eukaryota; Metazoa; Mollusca; Gastropoda; Aplysiida; Aplysiidae
Product: alkaline phosphatase, tissue-nonspecific isozyme
Exons: 10
Coding region: 1-1218 (405 amino acids)
Biological process (GO): dephosphorylation
Molecular function (GO): alkaline phosphatase activity
Source: RefSeq, a predicted model, not a curated record
AUGGCGUCCGCUCUCGUCUGCUUCAACAAAUCAAACUUCAGCCUUUUCCCCAAGAGAUGGGCGUGUGGCAAGCCAUCGUCUUCUCUGAGAUCAGACUCCAUUUCACAGCCAUUCCUCAAUAAGUCAAAAGACACUGAGCCGGUGUACUGGCGUAACGUGGCCCACGACGAGCUACAGGAGACCCUGGGUCAGAGGAACCCUCUGGGCGUGGCCAAGAACGUGAUCCUCUUCCUCGGGGACGGCAUGGGCCCCACCACAGUCACGGCCGCCAGGAUUCUGGGCGGAACGUACAACGUAGACACACAGAUCACCGACUCUGCCGCCUCGGGCACAGCGUACCUGGCAGGGGUCAAGACAAACCAGGGCAUGCUAGGACUGAGCGCUCACGCCAAGCGGUCUGACUGCGAGUCUUCCCACGGACACGACGUCGACUCCAUUCUCAACUGGUCUUUGGACGCUGGCAAGUCGGGUGGCGUGGUAACGACCAUGAGGGUAACCCACGCCACGCCGGGUGCCCUCUAUGCUCACUGCCCGGAGAGAGACUGGGAGGCGGACUCCUACCUGCCUGAGAACUCCACCUGCUUGGAUAUCGCUGCACAGCUCGUCGAGAAAAACCCUAACAUCAGUGUAAUUCUAGGCGGCGGACGGAGGAACUUCUACCUGAGCACCCAGCCCGACCCUGAUCCCAGCUCAACUUCCACCGGGAAAAGGAACCAGAAGGAUCUCAUAGAGAUGUGGAAGGAUAAACAGGCGCAGGCUGGCUUGUCCCACAGUUUCGUCUACGACAAGAAAGGACUCGAUGCGGUGGAUCUCGAGGCAACUGACAGUUUACUGGGUCUGUUCGCUGAUUCCCACAUGGCUUACGAGAUGGACCGAGAUGUAGACAAAGAACCGUCCCUGGCUGAAAUGACGGAGACAGCUAUCCGGGUACUGCAGAAGAACGAGAAGGGAUUCUUUCUCCUGGUCGAAGGUGGCAAUAUCGACACAGCCCACCACGACUCGAAGGCCUCUAAGGCUCUCCACGAGGUGCUCGCCAUGGCUGACGCGGUGGAUGUGGCCACAGCACUGACCAACAAGGAGGACACUCUGAUCGUGGUCACUGCAGACCACUCGCACACCAUGAGCAUUGCUGGUUACGCACAACGAGGGACUUCUAUCCUGGGUGGCAUCAGCACCACAACAAACACGGACUAUCCCGAACUCCGCCCCCCGUCAUGA